This is a messenger RNA of Opisthocomus hoazin, 1113 nucleotides long. NCBI's taxonomy places the organism in Eukaryota, Metazoa, Chordata, Aves, Opisthocomiformes, Opisthocomidae. The record is from RefSeq and is a predicted model, not a curated record.
AUGGCCCCUCUGCCUCCCCAGUAUGGUCUGGUGUUCGAUGCCGGCUCCACGCACACGGCUCUCUACAUCUACCGGUGGCCCACGGACAAGGAGAACGGCACCGGCAUUGUCUCCCAGGUGGAGGCCUGCGCUGUGACCGCUCCUUUCAUAAUGGCCGGCCAGUGCUCCUUCACAGGCCAGUGGACCCACCCGCCAGCGGAGGACACGGUCGGAGCUCUGGACCUCGGCGGGGCGUCAACCCAGAUCGCAUUCCUUCCUGGGACCACCAUAGAUGACAGCAGCACGAGAGCCGUCCUCAGGCUUUACGGCACCAGCUACUCCAUUUACACCCACAGCUACCUCUGCUACGGGCAAAAGCAAGCCCUGAAGAUGCUGAUGGCAUCCUUACACCAGGGCAGCCCGUCCCCCCAGCAGAUAUCGCACCCCUGCUACCCCGAGGGAUACCAGGAGAACGUCACCACGGCAGAGCUCUACGACAGUCCCUGUGUCCGUGCACCGAGCACGCCCAGCCCUGCACAGGUCCUCACGGUGACGGGGACAGGGGAUCCGGUGGUGUGCAGCAUGGCCAUCCAGAGACUCUUCAACUUCAGCUGUGGGGCCAACAGGACGUGCGGGUUCAACGGGGUUUAUCAGCCGCCCGUGCGGGGACAGUUCUUCGCGUUUUCGGGGCUUUACCACAGCCUUCACAUUCAGAACCUGACUGGAGGGCAGCCCCUGAGCUCCGUCAAUGCCACCAUCUGGCAGUUCUGCGCCAGCAGCUGGGACAAGGUACAGAAGGAGUUCCCCACCACGAACAGGACCCACCUCCGUGACGCCUGCGCAGCCAGCUCCUACGCCCUCACCCUUCUCCUGCAAGGCUACAAAUUCAACCACACGACGUGGCUUAACAUCCGCUUCGUCCGGCAGGUCGCUAACGUAGACGUGGGCUGGACUCUGGGCUACAUGCUCAAUCUCACCAGCAUGAUUCCCUCGGAGACUCCCCAGAGAGUUGUAGGGCUCCAGAGAAGCAAGUGGAUAGCAGCCACGGUUUUACUGGCCAUCAUGCUCAUCCUCAUCUUCUGCCUGCUCGCAGUCAUAUGCUGCCAGAAGAACUCCGGUUAUGAGAGUCUCUAA